AUCUCUCCCUGUUUUGUUCAGUGUCCAGAAGCCCAGAGCAGAGUCCCCUACAACCAGCCUGCUAUCAAUGAAGAGUGAUCAGCCACCUGCUUUCAGCCAGGAACCAUUACCAGAUGACAAUAAGGAAGUGGAGAGUUUGGACAGUGAAGAUGCAUUAAAGAUCACACACAACCUUCUGGACAGAAGAAGUCAAACUCUGCUGACAGUCCAACAAGACAUUAAGGCUAAACUGAAACAUAAGUAUCAACACAUAUCUGAAGGAAUUGGACACCAUGGAAACCAAAGUCUGUUCAAGGACAUCUACACAGAGCUCUACAUCACAGAGGGUGGAAGUGGAGGGCUCAAUAAUGAACAUGAGGUUAGACAGAUAGAGAUGGCAUCCAAGAAACAAACCACACAAGAGACACCAAUCAAAUGCAAUGACAUCUUCAAGCCUUUACCUGGACAAGACAAACCUAUCAGAACUGUGCUGACAAAAGGAAUCGCUGGUGUUGGAAAAACAGUCUCUGUGCAGAAGGUCCUCCUUGACUGGGCAGAGGGAAAAGCAAAUCAGGACGUUCAUUUCAUGUUUCCUCUUCCUUUCCGUGAUCUGAACCUGAAAAAGGACCAAUACAGUCUGAUGCAACUUCUUUCCCACUACUUCCCAGAGCUGAAAGAGAUUGACAGCAUUGAAGAUGGUGAAACCAAAACUGUUUUCAUUUUUGAUGGUCUGGAUGAGUGUCGACUUCCUCUAGAAUUCAAAAACAAUGAGAAGUGCUGUGAUGUCACACAGCCAACCUCAGUGGACGUGCUGCUGACAAACCUCACCGAGGGGAAUCUGCUUCCCUCUGCUCUCCUCUGGAUAACCUCGAGGCCUGCAGCAGCCAAUCAGAUCCCUCCUGAGUGUAUUGACCAGCUGACAGAGGUACGAGGGUUCAAUGAUCCACAGAAGGACGAGUACUUCAGGAAGAUAAUCCCAGAUCAGAAUCUGGCCAAUGAAAUCAUCAAACACAUGAAGACAUCAAGGAGCCUCCACAUCAUGUGCCACAUGCCCUUCUGUUGGAUAUCAGCCACUGUCCUUGAGAUGAUACUGAAAGAGGCAGAGAAGGAUGAAGUCCCCAAAACUCUGACCCAGAUGUACUCACACUUCAUUCUCAUCCAAAUCAUUGUGAAGAAUAAGAAGUACAACAAAGCAACAGAGACAAACCCAAAGGAACUGUCUCAGUCAGACAAAGAGAUGAUCCUGAAACUGGGAAAGCUGGCUUUCCAACAGCUGCAGAAGGGCAACCUGAUCUUCUAUGAGGAGGACCUGAGAGAGUGUGGCCUUGAUGUCACAGAGGCAUCAGUGUACUCAGCAUUGUGUACAGAGAUCUUUAAAGAAGAAUCUGGGCUGUACCAAGACAAGGUCUACAGCUUUGUGCAUCUGAGCAUUCAGGAGUUUCUAGCAGCAGUGCAUGCUUUAGAAUCAUGUCUGGACAAGAAGGAAAAUGUUUUCUCCCCCACUAGUGAUGAAGAGAAGCAGUCAAUACAGUUGUCUGACUUACACAGGAGAGCAGUGGACCAGGCCUUGAAGAGUGAGAAUGGACACCUGGACCUGUUCCUCCGCUUCCUUCUGGGUCUCUCACUGGAGUCCAAUCAGAAUCUAACACAGACAGGAAGUACAACACAGACCAAUGAGGAAACAGUUAACAGAACAGUCAGGUACCUUUCAGACAAGAUCAAAAGGGAAUCUUCACCAGAAAGGAUCAUCAACUUGUUCCACUGUCUGAAUGAACUUGGUUCUAACUCUCUAGUUGAAGACAUGCAGACCUCCCUGCGAUCAGGAACUCUUUCAGAAACAAGACUAAAACCUGACCAAUGUUCAGCCCUGGCCUACCUGUUACUGAUGUCAGAGGAGGUGCUGGAGGAGUUUGACCUGAAGACAUACAACACAACAAAGGAAGGUUAUCAGAGGUUGCUGCCGGUAGUGAAAACCUGCAAAAGAGCACUCUUGGAUCGCUGUAAACUGACAUAUGAAUCCUGUGAGACUCUGACCUCAGCUCUGCAGACACCAAACUCCCCCCUGAGAGAACUGGACCUCAGCAACAAUGACCUGGGAGACAGAGGAGUGGAGCUGCUCUGUGUUGGACUAACCAGUCCACUCCGCAACAUACAGACACUAGUUCUAGGUCAGUGUGGUCUGACAGAGGGUUGCUGUUCACAUCUGGCCUCAGUCCUGAGUUCACCCAACUCACAACUGAAACAACUGGAGCUGAGAGACAAUGACCUGCAGGACUCAGGAGUUACACUGCUGUCUGCUGGACUGGAGGAUCCAGACUGUAAACUACACACACUGGGUCUAGGUCAGUGUGGUCUGACAGAGGGUUGCUGUUCACAUCUGGCCUCAGUCCUGAGUUCACCCAACUCACAACUGAAACAACUGGAGCUGAGAGACAAUGACCUGCAGGACUCAGGAGUUACACUGCUGUCUGCUGGACUGGAGGAUCCAGACUGUAAACUACACACACUGGGGCUGUCUGGCUGUCUGGUCACAGAGAAGGGCUGUGCUGCUCUGUCUUCAGCUCUGAGGUCAAACCCCUCCCACCUGAAAGAGCUGGACCUGAGCUACAAUCACCCAGGAGACUCUGCAGGAGGACUGCUUUCAGCUGCUCUGGUGGAUCCCACAUAUAAACUGAUGAAGCUGAAUGUGGAUCAUGGUGGAGAUUGCAGGCUGAAAUCAGGGCUGAGGAAAUACGCCUGUCAUCUCACCUUGGAUCCAAAUACAGCACACCCAAACCUGAUACUGUCUGAGGGGAACAGGAAGUUGACAUUGGUGAAAGAGAAGCAGGAUUAUGAAAACCAUCCAGACAGAUUUGACUAUCAUUCCCACGUUCUCUGCAGAGAAGGCUUAUCUGAAUCUCGUUAUUACUGGGAGGUGGAGAUGGAUGGUGACAUGGCUGACAUUGGUGUGGUGUACAAAGGAAUGAAGAGGAAGGGAGAAGAGGUUGACAGUAGGACUGGACUCAAUAGGAAGUCCUGGUGUUUAUACUGCAAUGAUAGUACUUAUGACAUUUACCAUGCUGGAGUCGGCAGUAUCAUCCCUCAUCCUGAUUCUAACAGAGUUGGAGUGUAUCUGGACUGGCCAGCUGGUACUUUGUCCUUCUAUAGUGUGUCCUCCUCUGGUACACUGACACACCUUUACACAGAACACACCACAUUCACUGAACCCCUCUAUCCUGGAUUUGGGUUUGAGGUUAACUCCUCCUCCUCCUCCUCAGUGACCCUGUGUCAGAUAGAUGACCAACACAUUCAGAGAGACCAUGGUGGAGAGAGUUGUAUCAAGCCUGGACCUGAGAACACCAGAGACCAUGGUGGAGAGAGUUGGAUCAAGCCUGGACCUGAGGACAGUGCUGUGUUGGGGGCAGGGCGUAUGGCUGAGAGCAGUCUUACUGGUUCUUCAGAGCAGCAGCUGCGUUCUGUACGGACAGAGUUUGUGACACGAGUGUCAAGACCUGUCCUGGAUGGUCUGCUGGACGGACUGCUGCAUCACACAGUCAUCAACCAGGAGGAAAUGGAGUCAGUGAAGGUGAUAGCUGAGAGGGCAGAGAAGGCACGUGACAUCAUCGACAUGGUGUUGAGAAAAGGAAAUGAGUCUAGUUCCAGGAUCAUCAACCUUCUUGGGGAGCUGGACCCCUUUGGUCUGUGA
This is a messenger RNA of Salmo salar (Atlantic salmon), 3664 nucleotides long. NCBI's taxonomy places the organism in Eukaryota, Metazoa, Chordata, Actinopteri, Salmoniformes, Salmonidae. The record is from RefSeq and is a predicted model, not a curated record.